ACGGCACACCUACUCCGUUGUUAUGUUUGCUGAACCAGCAGCAGAACGAAAGUCAACAAAAUGAAGUGUAAUUGAUGGAGAGUCAGAGCGUUGGAAACCUGUAUGUAAACACUCCAUAGAGCUUUAUACACCAAUACUGGAGGUGUCCUGUCUGAGCUUCCACUCAGUCCGCAGCUCCACAGGCUCAGGGAGACCGUCUGCUUCUGCUAAAGACACUGAUUAGGAAAGCCACACAGGUUGGAUUUUGCGAGACCAUCCAGAGGGAUGGAGGCCAUGAAUAAGAAACUAGGAGCAGUGAAGCUAUCUAAGGUCACUUUUCGAGCAACAAACAGAGAUGUCGAUCCUGCCACAGUAAAAGAGCCGACAGAUCCACAGCCCUCAAAAGGUAUCUCAAAUGUGAAAUCUUCCCAGAAUGAUGGGUCAACCAAACCGAAGGAUGUGAAGAAGUUGGCACCAACUAUCAGCCUAAGGGGUCUGCUGGCUGCUCGGCACUUCACAUUGACGCUAAAGAAUCGAGCAGCCUUGAGGAGAAAGUCCAGAUCCCGUACACCAAACCGCAAGCCAGUAACAAUCAUCAAUGAACAGGUCCCUGCCGGUUCUGCAAACCCUCCACAGAGAUUCCCCUAUGCACAAGUAAAAGAGCUAAUCCAGGAAUUUUUAACAGCAAGGCUAAGAAAUGUCACCUAUGACCCAGAUAAAUCUGGAGAUCUCACCAAGAACCUUUGUGAAGACAUAAAGAAAAUGGUGCGCCGGUACACUCCACCUCGCUACAAGCUCAUCUGUAAUAUGGCCAUUGGGAGUAAAAACCGAGAGGACAUUUUAAUGACCAGCCAAUGUCUGUGGGACUCGUAUUCGGAUAAUGUCACUUCUUGCAGCUACGAGAACUCCACUAUGUUCUGUGUGGUCACUGUGUAUGCCGUCUACUUUGAGUGAACAAACUUAAGCACUAUUGUAGGCUUUCUGGUCUCCAAUUUAAUAGGUCUGAGUAAUCUACUAUUUAUUAGAGUUAUCUGACCCAGUAAUAAAAACAAUAAUGGACCUAAUCAA
Rana temporaria (common frog) is the source of this 1047-nucleotide messenger RNA. RefSeq names its product dynein light chain Tctex-type 5-B-like. NCBI's taxonomy places the organism in Eukaryota, Metazoa, Chordata, Amphibia, Anura, Ranidae. Gene Ontology annotation, biological process: microtubule-based movement. The record is from RefSeq and is a predicted model, not a curated record. The transcript is spliced from 5 exons. Gene Ontology annotation, molecular function: dynein intermediate chain binding. Gene Ontology annotation, cellular component: cytoplasmic dynein complex; cytoplasm. The coding region runs from base 265 to 933 and encodes 222 amino acids.